UUUGUCUCCGCCCACAAAGGAAGCGAAAAUAAAAACAAGAAGGUCGAAGCAAAGCUGAUGAUGCAGCUGUAUUCCUGUCAGCACCGGAGUGUCUGAGAAAGUUUGAAUCUUCGGUUCAGUGACAGCUUCAUGUUGAUGCUGUCUGGAAUAAUGUGCAGCCAUUCAUGGGAAUAAUCCGGAUUUUGGCUCCUUAUUUGACUCUACUUCGUCCUAAUUUAGUUCAGAAUCAUCAGCUAAUCAUGGCCAGACGACUUUAUGCGAGCAGAACAAUCGGUGUGGACAAAAACGUUUGGGUCGAAUUCACACAGCUGGCUGCAGAUUAUAAAGCUGUGAACCUCGGACAGGGAUUUCCCGACUUCUCGCCUCCGCAGUUUGUUCAGGAUGCUUUCUGUAAGGCUGUGAGCGGAGGACCCCAGAUGCACCAAUAUACCAGAGCUUUUGGCCAUCCUCGUCUGGUAAAAAGUCUUGCUAAAUUCUUCAGCCGGGUCGUUGGGCAUGAGAUCGACCCCUUUGAAGACGUCUUGGUCACAGUUGGAGCUUAUCAAGCUCUUUUCUGUGCAUUUCAGGCUCUGAUUGAUGAUGGAGAUGAAGUGAUAAUUGUGGAGCCGUUCUUUGACUGCUACCAGCCAAUGGUUCUGAUGGCGGGAGGGACCGCGGUGUAUGUGCCGCUGAGACCGAAAGGGGGCAGCAGCGUCCUGUCAAGUGGAGACUGGGUUCUGUCUGCUGAGGAGCUCACCAGCAAAAUCACUCCCCGCACAAAAGCCAUCAUCAUCAACACUCCAAACAACCCUCUAGGCAAGGUUUACAAGGUUGAGGAGCUCCAGAUGAUCGCCGACUUGUGCAUCAAACACGACCUGCUGUGCUUCAGCGACGAGGUGUACGAGUGGCUCACUUACGACGGAGCCAAACACGUAAAGAUAGCCAGCCUCCCUGGGAUGUGGGAACGAACCGUAACAGUGGGCAGUGCUGGGAAAACCUUUAGUGCUACUGGCUGGAAGGUUGGCUGGGCUAUAAGUUCAGGAAAACUCAUCAAGCACAUGAAAAUCAUCCAUCAGAACUCUGUGUAUCACUGUGCAACAGCAGCUCAGGAAGCCGUGUCCCACGGGUUCGACCGCGAGUACGAGCUGUUCGGGACUCCAGAGAGCUACUUCCAGCAGCUGCCUGCGAUGCUGCACCAAAAAAGGCAGAAGCUGGCCUCGUGUCUGCGUAGUGUGGGCCUGCAGCCAGUCAUGCCAGAGGGAGGAUACUUCAUGAUCACAGACAUCUCCUCCGUCAAUGUAGAUCUAAACGAUGAGAGCACCAAGAAUGAAAGCUACGAUUUUAGAUUUGUCAAAUGGUUGAUUAAGGAAAAGGGCUUAGCGACAAUCCCAGUCUCUGCUUUCUUCAGUCCAGAACACAGCAAAGAGUUUGACAAAUAUAUCCGCUUCUGUUUCGUUAAGGAAGACUCCACACUGGAAGCAGCAGAGGAGAUCUUAAGAAAGUGGAGUCAAAAAGAAUGAAAUUUACCAUCCAUCGUCCAUUUUUUUCUACAGCAACCUACUCAGCCUCCUCAGGAAAACUGUUCAGAAAUCAUGUUUAUGUUUGUGUUUGUCCUCGUCAAAGUUUUUCAGACCACUCUGAAAGUCUAAUAAAGCAUUCAGUAAACAGUUGGUCCGUGUUCACAUCAUGCUUGUGGUGAUUAGCUGCUUCACUCAUUGUUUUUUUUGACAACUACUUGUGUGGAGAUUCUAGUUAUUUUUGUCGCUAAUCUUGUAUUUUUUUUUUUUUUUUUUUUUGAGAGGAUGUUGAAUGCUGGAGUUUCAGAUUGUUACAUACUGGCACAAUAACAAUUGUUACAAUUGUAACAAUUGUUACAGAUUUUUAAUUUUAUAAAUGCAUGUCUUAUUUAGCAUCCUUAGUUUCUGAAAAUGUAUCAGCUAGACAAAUUUUUUCCCCAAAAAAAUGGAAAAAGAAUGUGUGCAUUGCAAACUGUAUGUAAAGAAUUCCAAUUGUGUUCUAGAAAUGUUAAAUAAUUAUUCCCCUUAAAGAUGUUAAAAGCA
Molecule: messenger RNA, 2039 nt
Organism: Poecilia latipinna (sailfin molly)
Lineage: Eukaryota; Metazoa; Chordata; Actinopteri; Cyprinodontiformes; Poeciliidae
Gene: kyat1
Product: kynurenine aminotransferase 1
Exons: 13
Coding region: 165-1499 (444 amino acids)
Biological process (GO): biosynthetic process
Cellular component (GO): cytoplasm; mitochondrion
Molecular function (GO): pyridoxal phosphate binding; L-kynurenine:2-oxoglutarate transaminase activity
Source: RefSeq, a predicted model, not a curated record